ACUGUAAUUAAAUUUUUUUAUUAUUAUAAAUACUAUUACAUUGCGUUUAUGUUUUUUUUUAAUUUAUUUAUUGUUAUUUGUUAUAUUUUUUAAACAAAUUCAAUUUAAAAUUUUUUUCUUAUGGCAACGUUGCUAUAUUUCAGCCGCAUUCUUCUCAUAUUUAAGUACUUUAAUUUUACUUUUGUGUAGGAGAAUAGCGGUGUUCAUCGUUUUGUUAUUAAUAAUAAUAACCUAUGAAAGAUAAAACUAAAGAAUCAGCACCAGGUGAUGGCAUACGCUCAUUACGAAGUACGACAUUAUUUCGUGCCGUUAAUUAUGAGUUGUAUGUUAAGCCGAAUAAGGGCAUAAUGCUUUUUGGGGUUAUGGCAAUGCUUACUUGUUCAGGGUAUUUAUUUUACAUGAGAUAUAAACAUGAUGGCACUGAUUAUCAUGAAUCCGUACAAGCAGAUGGGAAUAUUACUUUUAAAAACAAAACUUCUAAAUGGCUAGAUUAAUUUUACCAAAAUGUUCACAAAAGACAUAUUUCGAUUUAAUAAGAAUGAUGUUAAGAGAAAUCAGAGUUGUAUUGUAUUUUUAAAAAUUUAAUUUAUGAUCUUCGAUGGUCAUGUUUUAAUAAUGAAGAAUUCAUAAAUACGAGUAGAUAUAAGAGGAAGAGUAAUUUAUUGUCAUUUCGAGCCUUCAAGUAUAAUAUCGCUAUUUACAUUAACACUCGUUCAACGUUAUUUGCGUAUGCCCUGUAAAAAUGUUGCACUUUAUAAUUAUAUCUAAUUAGGAAUAAAUAUGUGUAUAUAUUUAAAUGAAACAGAAAAAAAUAUAUUAUUUAUUUUUGUAAAUAUUACGUACACAUUAGUCCUUCAAAGUCUACAUAAUUAUUUUUAAAACACUAAGAUGGUGGAAGACAUUAAGCAAUGCAUCUUUUGUGAACAACCUGUGUAAUAUCACUUUUAUAGUUUGUAUAGUUUAUUAUAUUAUUUACCAGAUAUAAAUUAUCAAUUAACACACACACACAUACAGUUAAUACGUUUAAUAAUAUGAUUUAUAAAUUUAUAAAUCAUAUGAGGAGAAUAUGUAUAUUUGUCUGAAUAUAAUAUAGUUACAAAUAUUAGAUAACA
This is a messenger RNA of Polistes canadensis, 1112 nucleotides long. RefSeq names its product small integral membrane protein 8. The record is from RefSeq and is a predicted model, not a curated record. The coding region runs from base 234 to 494 and encodes 86 amino acids. The transcript is spliced from 2 exons. Lineage: Eukaryota; Metazoa; Arthropoda; Insecta; Hymenoptera; Vespidae.